CACUUGUGUGCAGUGUGCACGAAAUAAUAUUGCUGAAAAUCUUAAAAUCGGCGGGGACACGCCAGCGAGGCCCCGUGCAGCACCGUUAAUUGUACAUUUGUGGUGGAAGGUUAUUAUUAAUGUUAACAGCAGCAGCAGUAUUUCAGUAGCUGCAAUUAGUACUGUUAAGUUGUAUACUUUUGUCGUUUGUUGAAUGAGAGGCCUUUUUAUUUAAAGAGAAAUCAAUACAACUCAAGUGUUCCAUGGGCGUGAAGGCGAUAGAGCAGUGAAACAGAAACCGUCCGCCAACGCACCCUCUACGACCUGGUAAAGCUACUAGUCCUCGUGAUGAAACGCUCUCCAGAUGGGACCAGACGUGUCCCUCAAGCCCUGAGAAGAAAGAAAGGGUUCAGUGUCCAGCGGGGAAAGAAUCGCACGGGCUUUAAUGUUGGCGAUAACAGAAGUACACGUCUUUGUGUUUUACAUUUUCUGCUCGUUAUCCAGAGAGAAACCAGUCCCGGCCUGUGUUUACUCGUUUUUAGUCAUUCAACCUUUGGCUGACCUUCGGCUGACCUUUGGCUGAUCAUUCCUUUAGAGCUCUGCGCAGUUCCCAGUUAGAUUAAAUCACAGGAACAAAGCAACACGGAUGGACAAACACAUUUAGAAGAUAUAAAUGCCCUUUUCUUUUCAACAUUUAAAUCGUGAAGCUCUAAAAAAUGUCAGUUCAAGUAUGAUUUUUUAUUUUUUUUUUCCAACCUCAACUAAAUGACAACCUUUCUGACCAAGGCUCCACAUUGAAUCACCAACGUUUGUCAUGUGUAUUAGAUGUGGUACAGGACAGGACAGCGAACUUUUCUCUAAGUGUCUGAUUGCUGCGUCAAAUACUUUUACCAUAACUGUUUUUACUGUCACCACUCUGUCAGUAUGGCCGCUGCUGCCACAAUCCACCUGUCUGUUUGCCUGCAGCUCCGCGGUGGCCUCGGGCCGGCGGCGCGUUAACGGAGUGGAUUUGUACUACGAGCAGACGGGGAGAGGGAAACACGCUGUGUUGUUGCUUCCUGGUGCUCUGGGAAGCACGAGGACAGAUUUCGGUCCUCAGCUUAAGUCUCUCGACAAGGAACGCUUCACUGUAGUGGGCUGGGACCCCCGUGGUUAUGGACAGUCCCGUCCCCCAGACAGAGACUUUCCCUCCGACUUCUUUGAGCGGGAUGCAAAGGACGCAGUGGAUCUGAUGAAGGCGUUGGGCUUUGGCAAGUUCUCUCUGCUGGGCUGGAGUGACGGAGGAAUCACCGCCCUCAUUGCAGCAGCGAGAAACCCCGACCUGAUCAACAAGAUGGCUGUGUGGGGAUCCAAUGCCUUCGUUUCCCGGCAGGACCUCGAGCUUUACGACGCGGUCCGUGAUGUCUCCAAGUGGAGUGCGAGGAUGAGGCAGCCCAUGGAGGAGGUGUACGGAGCAGAAGUCUUUGCUAAAACCUGGGAGGCCUGGGUGGAUGGGAUCACACAGUUUGCGAAAAGACCAGAGGGGAGUAUCUGCAUGGAGCUUCUGCCCCUCAUCACUUGUCCGACCCUCAUCAUUCAUGGAGAGAAAGACCCCAUGGUGCCAAGCUUCCACCCACAGUACCUCCUCAAGCACAUCAAGGGGUCAGGAUUACAUCUGAUGCCAGAGGGUAAACACAACCUCCACCUCAGGUAUGCUGAUGAAUUCAACAGACUGGUGGGAGACUUUCUGGAACGUUGACUGACACGGUGAAACAAACAAUCAUUUUGUGGUGGAGAACCAGGGCGACUGAGAGCUCAUUGCAAAUAUUUACGUUGGGAGACUCAAUUUAGUCAAUUAUUUGAUUCCUACCCUGUUUUCAUGAGGUUCAUAAUUGAUGCAUUGAUUGUUAAAUACUGUGUAUUUACAUAAUAUCUUUACUUUAAAUUUCUCUGUAAUUUGUUUCUAAUGAUUAAAUCUUGAAAGAAGAAAGUGGGUGAUUUAUUUCUCAUAUUAUGUAACUCAACACUGUGUAACAUUCGCUGUUACUGUGGCUGUUACAAGCAGAACUGAAAAAUGAUUAGUCGAUUAAUCGAUCAACAAAAAAUUAAUCUGCAGCUAUUUUUUGAUAAUCGAUUGUUGGUUUGUGUCAUUCUUCAGGCAAAAAUGCCAAACAUACUCUGGUUCCAGCUUUUUAGAAGUGAGACUUUGCGGCUUUUCUGCAGCUCAGGUGACACUAAACUGAACAUCCUUGGGUCUUGGUCUGUUGGUCUGACAACACUGGCAGUCUGAAGCCGCCACCUUUCAUUUUUGGGAUUAUUACAAUGGGCCUUUUUUCACAAUUUUUGCACAAUUUCUUUUCUCGACCUGGUCAUGAGAAGGUCAUACAUGCUACACAUUGUCUCAGUUAAAUUAUUGUAAUUCAUUUUCAUUGUAUUCAGGGUUGAGCCAAAAAAAAAAAAA
Molecule: messenger RNA, 2419 nt
Organism: Xiphias gladius (swordfish)
Lineage: Eukaryota; Metazoa; Chordata; Actinopteri; Istiophoriformes; Xiphiidae
Gene: bphl
Product: biphenyl hydrolase like
Exons: 6
Coding region: 794-1717 (307 amino acids)
Source: RefSeq, a predicted model, not a curated record